Messenger RNA from Nannospalax galili (Upper Galilee mountains blind mole rat), 4933 nucleotides. RefSeq names its product caldesmon 1 (gene Cald1). Gene Ontology annotation, biological process: muscle contraction; actin filament bundle assembly; angiogenesis. NCBI's taxonomy places the organism in Eukaryota, Metazoa, Chordata, Mammalia, Rodentia, Spalacidae. Gene Ontology annotation, molecular function: myosin binding; calmodulin binding; actin binding. Gene Ontology annotation, cellular component: actin cytoskeleton. Bases 321 to 2678 code for a protein of 785 amino acids. The record is from RefSeq and is a predicted model, not a curated record. The transcript is spliced from 15 exons.
GUGUUCACUUAGCAUGGACUUCUGGGAGGGGCCAAGGAAGGGCGGGCUGCAGUUUUAUUGAAUAGAGCAGUGUGCAUUAGGCUGCCUGCCUGCCUGCUUGCUCGCUUGCUGUGCAGCUUUAAAGAAUCCGCGUUUCCUUUCCGAAGGCGUCCUCCUCCUCCUGGGGACGAAUUCGCAGCCUGAGAGAUAAUCAAUAAAACACUUCAAGAUCAUCCAAGCCAUUCCCACAGAGUUUGGUGAUCAAAGACUCAGACGUGUGGACCUCUAACUGCUUACCUAUCCUAACGGUUAUCUGGACUUCCUAAACCUAAAACCUCGCUAUGGAUGAUUUUGAACGUCGCAGAGAACUCAGGAGACAAAAGAGGGAGGAAAUACGGCUAGAAGCAGAGAGAAUUGCCUAUCAGAGGAAUGAUGAUGAUGAGGAAGAGGCUGCCCGGGAGCGGCGCCGCAGAGCCCGACAAGAAAGGCUGCGGCAGAAGCAAGAGGAAGAAUCCUUGGGACAGGUGACCGACCAAGUGGAGGCCCAUGCCCAGAAUAGUGUCCCUGAUGAAGAGUCGAAGCCAGCCACCACGAAUACUCAGAUGGAAGGUGAUGAAGAGGCUGCGUUACUGGAGCGCCUCGCUAGACGAGAGGAGAGACGCCAAAAACGCCUCCAGGAAGCCCUGGAGCGCCAGAAGGAGUUUGACCCAACAAUAACAGAUGCCAGCCUGUCACUGCCAAGCAGAAGAAUGCAAAAUGACAGGGCAGAAAACGAGACUGCGGAGAAGGAAGAAAAAAGCGAGCGUCGUCAAGAACGAUAUGAGAUAGAGGAAACAGAAAUAAUCUCAAAGUCCUACCAGAAGAAUGACUGGCAGGAUGCUGAAGACAAAAAGAAAGAAGAAAAGCAGGAAGAGGAAGAAGAGAAGCCAAAGCAAGGGAGACUUGGCGAAAAUCAGGUAGAGGAGAUGGUAGCAGAGAAAACGCCCGAAACCCACGAGGAGGCCAUGGUAACGGCGCUGGAAAAUGGGCAAGUCAGUGCAGAAGAGCCCAAAGCAGAGGAGGACAGGGAACAGGACACAGAGGAGAUAGCCCAUCGCAAAAAGAUGGAAGAGGAAGAAAGGGAGAGAGCUGAGGCAGAGAGGCUGAGGUUGGAGGCGGAAGAAAGAGAAAGGGUCAAAGCUGAGCAAGACAGGAAGCUCGCAGAGGAGCAGGCGAGAGUGGAAGCAGAGCAGAAAGCGGCUGCCCAAGAAAGGGAGCGGAGGGAGGCGGAGGAGAGGGCGAGGGUCCAGGAGGAGGAGAGAAGGGCUGCGGCGGAGGAGAGGGCGAGGGUCCAGGAGGAGGAGAGAAGGGCUGCGGCGGAGGAGAGGGCGAGGGUCCAGGAGGAGGAGAGAAGGGCUGCGGCGGAGGAGAGGGCGAGGGUCCAGGAGGAGGAGAGAAGGGCUGCGGAGGAGGAGAGGGCUAGGCUAGCAGAGCGAGAACGGAAGAAGCAGCUAGAGGAGAAAAGGAGCGACACACAGGCCACGAAGGGAAAGGGGGAGAGGGGAGAGGAGAAAACGGAAAGGAAAGGGGUCAAUGAAAAGAAAGCGCAAGAAGACAAACAGCAGAGAGCUGUCCUAAAGACGCAGGAAGAAGAAAAGGGAGCUAAAGGGCAAGUUCAAAGACUAAAGUCCCAAGAAGACAAGCCUGCCUUCAAAAAAGAAGAGAUCAAAGAUGAGAAGAUGGAAAAAGACAAAGAGCCCCAAGAAGAAGUUAAGAGCUUCUUGGAUCGAAAGAAAGGAUUUACAGAAGUGAAGUCACAGAAUGGAGAAUUUAUGACCCAUAAACUUAAACAUGCAGAGAAUACUUUCAGCCGCCCAGGAGGCCGGACCAGCACGGACAAGGAGGCUGAGGGUGCUCCACAGGUGGAAGCGGGCAAGCGGCUGGAGGAGCUGCGCAGGCGCCGUGGGGAGACUGAGAGCGAAGAGUUUGAAAAACUCAAACAAAAGCAGCAGGAAGCAGCCUUGGAGCUGGAAGAACUGAAGAAAAAGCGGGAAGAGCGAAGGAAGGUUCUGGAAGAGGAGGAGCAGAGGAGGAAGCAGGAAGAGGCGGAGCGCAAAGCUAGAGAGGAGGAAGAGAAGAGGCGGCUAAAGGAAGAGAUUGAAAGGCGAAGGGCAGAAGCUGCUGAGAAACGGCAGAAGAUGCCAGAAGAUGGCUUGUCCGAUGACAAGAAGCCAUUCAAGUGUUUCACCCCUAAAGGGUCGUCUCUCAAGAUAGAAGAGCGAGCAGAAUUUUUGAAUAAGUCUGUGCAGAAAAGCAGUGGUGUCAAAUCAACUCAUCAAGCAGCAGUAGUCUCCAAGAUCGACAGCCGACUGGAGCAAUACACCAGUGCAAUUGAGGGAACAAAAGCUGCCAAACCUACCAAGCCCGCAGCCUCAGAUCUUCCUGUUCCUGCUGAAGGCGUCCGCAACAUCAAGAGCAUGUGGGAGAAAGGGAAUGUGUUCUCGUCCCCCUCUGCAUCGGGAACACCAAAUAAGGAAACUGCUGGCCUGAAGGUGGGGGUUUCCAGCCGCAUCAAUGAAUGGCUAACUAAAACACCAGAUGGGAACAAGUCACCUGCUCCCAAGCCUUCUGACUUGAGGCCAGGAGAUGUAUCUGGCAAGAGGAACCUCUGGGAAAAGCAAUCUGUGGAUAAGGUCACUUCCCCUACUAAGCAGGUUUGAAACCAUCCAAGAAAGAACCCAAGCACAAGAUGUCUUGCUGGACCAGUUCGGUUGUAGAGGGCUAAUGGCUCUGUUUUAUAUUUAUAUUGAUUUACUAAAUUGGGUUCAUUUUCCUUUUUUAUUUUGCAAUAUCCCAGUAAACCCAUGUGUAUGCUCACUAUAUUUAAUAAUCACAACUAGAGAUGUUCAUGGUCAAGUACUGCCUUUGCACAGGAGCCUGUAUCUAAAGAAACCCAUGCUGUGAAAUAGACUUUCUACUCUCAUCGUCUGAAUAGUGACACCAACCACAUUGGAAGUCAACCAAAGGAAAUUCAAGGUUAAGAUUGCCUGAGGAAUGUGUGCAGUAUCUAGAAAAAAAAAUAACCAUAGGUUUUGUUUUGUUUUGUUUUAAUACAAAAGUCAUUUUUCUGCACUUUAGACAAAAGCAUGGAAGAGAUUUUAUAAGUAGGCAAUUGUAACUGUGUCUGAAAGUAACCCAUUUCAGAUUAGAUACAGGGCAAUAAUGAUUGUCUUUUUUUAAAAAAAGAAAAAGGUGUACUAUUGAGAUAUUACUUUUUGUGUGCUGAUUCAUAUCUAAAUUGAAUGAUUAUUUUAGCUGACAGUGGUACUGAUUUUUUUUUUGUUAGGUUGGUUGCUUUGUGGAUUUCUUUGGUAGUGACAGUCGCCUAACCCACAUUUAGAUAACCCAACUGUGUAUGUAAUGUGCAUACAUGUAGACAGACACACUAAUGGUAGAAUGCUUUGUCAUGUGUUAGAUUAUAUUUAGUAGUAUGUCCUUGUAACUAGCCAAUAUCACAGCUUUUUAAAGAUUAAAAUCACAUAUUAAUAUUUCAUAUUUGCCAGUAGAAAUAUGAAGGUUAGGUUUAGAUAUGUUUUCAAUGCCCAAUGACCUGUAAGAAAAAUGUACUGAAAAAAAGAGAAAUUAGAAGUGUCAAAAUUUAGUUGAAUUUUCUUAUAAGACAUAGUAUUUAGUUUAUAAUUGAAGGCAAUCUUGAAGUCCAGUGUGAAUUUUAUUAAGUCUACCAUCUGGAUCAAGCUCACCUGCUUAUCUCUAAUAAUGAAGUUCCCAAAAAGUUGACCUACAUAUCUAAGGUCUCUCCUUUCUCUACAAUUUAAAGUCAAGAAUAUUGCACAGAUUAGAAUUCCAUGUAGAAGCCUAAACAAAGACCAAUUUGGGCUUGUGUCAAGAAGCAGAUAAGUGAGUAAAAUCCAGUACUGAGGAGGCAUGGCAAUGCUUCCAUUUUUAUAUACUCAGACUUUUUUAAUUAAAAUUUUCUGUCUUUAUUAGUCAUUUGGUACUGUCAUAAGUUGAUAAUAUGCUGAAAUUUCAACAAAUACUAGUUUUACUUUUUUUCCUAAGAGUCUUUAGUGACUCUCCUUUCAGAUAUCAGAUCCUAUUUUAGCUUGUAAGUUUUCAUUCUUCUGAAUAGAUAAUGAGAAAAAAAAAUACCCCAGUGUCUCUGCAAGAUGUUCUGAUAGAGAAUAUACAUACAUUGUCAUUAUGUAAACAUACCUCAGCUGACGUAACCAAAAGUAUGUUAUUCUUCAUUUCUUUCACCCCAAAAGAGCCUCCUUAAUAACUAUUUCUAAUCUAUAUAUUUCCCUGUAAGAGGGAAGGCUGGCUUAAGGGGUAACCACUGCCUUGAAAAGACUACUUCCCUCAUGAAUUAGUAAAAGUUAGUUGAAUCCCCUACCUUUUAGCACACUUUGGCCAAAGGAAGGAAAGACACUAAGACUACACAAGUCACCCACCCAUGACAGAGUAGACAUUAGUCUAUGGUAAGAUAAAAUAGAUUGCACAUGGCACACCCAUGUACAUGACUUCCAUCAUUGGAGUGAAAUGGAUCAAAGUUUGAUUUAAGGCUGAUGGUGAGGGACACUGCUUUGUGAAACAUUUGAACAAGAGCUUCACCUGAUUGCUUUUAUGUAGGUUUUGAUUUUUUAGAAAGUUCAAAGUUGAGAAGAGAAUGUCAUGAUCCUGACUUUUAUUCCAAUAUUUGGAUGACAUAAGUUUUAGGGUAGAGUUUUUUUGAGUUUUGAUUUCAUCUUUGAUAAAGCAAAUUCCUCAUUUACUUGUUUGAUUACAAUUCUCCGUUAUCUUUAAGAGAUAAAACUGCAAGCUGACUAGCAUGUUCUGUGAAUCUGCAAUUCUUAAAGACUGUUAUGGACACGAUAUUUUUCACUGAUAAUUGAUUGCUACAAUAAAAAUAUAUUGUGAAAAUGCAUCCACAAUAAAUGGAAUUCUUCCAAAUGUC